AUAUUGGAUCAGUUGGAGCUUAACAGCGUUGCCGAGCGGUUCGUUGCUGCGAAUGUGCGGUUGCGCGUUGACGACAAAUACAAAAGUAAUUUUUUGUUGUUGCUGGUUUAAUUUGUUAGUACACGGAGCCAAGAACCCACAAAAUUUCGGGAAAAGUGACUAAUUGUUGCUAAUAUAUUUAUAGCGACGAGCAACAAGUGGUUUUGUUACUACAACUUUGGUGCUGUGCGAAUUUUAUUUUUUUCGUUUUUUCAUAUUUGGAUAUAAUAUUGUGUGGUUGUGCAACUUGCGUGCGCGUUAAAUAGUUUUUGUUGUUUUUACCGUAAUCACAAAAUUUAAUUCUUACCGUUAAGAUGUUCAAUUACUUUGCAUAUUGAGACAAAGUUUUUGUUGUAUACACGUGUUGUUGCUGUGUUAGUGCACUCAAUCGUAAACGCAUGCGUAACAUUUUGGCUCGAAGCGUACAAACAUUUGGCACAACCAUAAACCACAAGCUUACCUCUGUGCCAGCAACAACAAGAACAACAACAGCACUUCUACGCCUGCUAGCCGUUCGGUGAUAUUGCAAGCGAUUGUGUUUCCAACUGUUCAUGGACUGUCAGCAUUACAUGCAAACGUAUUAUGUUUUAUGACUGUGUUUGUUGAAUUUUGAAAGAUUUUUAUACGUAGCAGAAGAUAAAAAACUACAAAUAAAAAAAAAGUAAAAAAACCAAAACAAGUUUAAAGAUUCUGCUUUGAAGAUCUUAGCCUUUUCCUGUUGUUCAUUACACAAAAAUGAGUGAUUACAGUAAUACCUGUAUUCAGUUAUAGGUGUGAUAACACUAUUGUGUUCUAACAGUAUUGUUGUUUAUUAAAAGUCAAAGUUGUCAGUGAAUUUGUGAAUCCAGAAAUAUCGAUUAUCUCAUUCGCUUCAAGUUCAGCGGUCAUCAAAGUUAACUUAGUCUCUUUUUGACCUCGAGUACCAUAAAAUUCAACGCUGGCGGCAUUUCUCGUAAUAUUUACGACGAGACUUUUAAUGCGGGAAUCUAAAAACAGCAUACCAAUUGUAUGAUGAUAUAUGAUUCCUAAUUAGCCGCGAAAAUGAGUCGCCUACAAGUAAUUGUGCAUCCUGUGAAAAAGGAGUUACGUCGGGACAAAUGCGGCUUUGAUCACUCACCAGCAGAUGACUUCGUGAAAUCACAAUGGCAGAGUCGCACCAAAAGCAUUGUGUAUUUAAUUUACCGUUGGCUUAUUGCGUUGUUCUUCACCGCCGUCGUCAUAGAUUCGAUGCUCGAAAAAGAGGAAGGUUCGUCGACAAACUUUUGGCUGUAUUUUAUUUACCUGACCAACUGGGGUGUCAUGCUUUGCAUGUUUACGAAUCUAUUGGGCGCCAUUUUGGUCACCACAUGGCAUUUCCAUCCAGAGUAUGCAGAUAAACUGUUAAAUAUGGAGUCGCUGACUAGUCCAUUCGUCAUUUACUGGGGCAUGCAUAUUAUAUCUCUAGUCCUUUCAAUAGUGAUAACCAUAAUAUAUUGGAGUGUACUUUAUAAUGCUGCUGAGAGCUCAUUAAACGCCACGAACGUGCUGACACAUGCCUGCAAUUCCAUUUUCAUGUUCAUCGAUUUGCUGAUUGUGGCGCACCCGUUGCGGCUACUGCAUAUGUUUCUACCAGCGUUAUUUGGUUUCAUAUUUGCGAUAUUCUCCGUUAUAUACCAGAUAUGUGGCGGCAAAAACAGAAGAGGCAAACCGUAUAUUUAUCACGUGAUUGAUUGGCGUGAACCGUUAAAUGCCACGCUUGUGGUUCUUGGCGUGCUCCUGCUCACCUGCUGUAUCUACAUGAUACUCUUCACUAUCUACAAGCUGCGCACUCUGCUCUAUAGACGCAUAAAUAAUGCCUCAUACUACUUCCCAACAACAACGCCUCAAACUGGCGGCCCCGAGAAGUUGGCCAAUGGCACUUUGCCGAAAACGGUUAAAGGCACGGGCAUUCAGCAUUCACCUUCCGGUAUUUCUAUGGUGUUGGGUAACUUCAACACGCCCACUGGCUAUUAUAACGAAGCGUGCACGAGUAGUACCGAAAAGUUGGAGCGGUAUUAGAUGACUAUUGAGGGGAGCUUACAGGGAAACAAUGUGUAGUUCAAAUUAUAAUUAUAGGGUUAAUGAAUAUUAUUUGUAUAUAGUUUGCAUACGUGUUUAAAGUGUAUUGAUUAACACCUCAUUUUUGGUGACUAAUGUACAAAAUAAGUUCAAAAACAUUUAUUUUUUCAGUAAAUAGUGUUAAUAUUGUAGCGUAUUCUUAGAAUAUUGUUCUAGUGCAUUUUUAAAAUAAAACGUAGUAUUAGUUAAGAAGUCUCGAACUGGUUGUGCGUUUACCUUUUAAUAAAAAAGAUGAAAUAAAUACAAUAUGUAAACACAAAUAUUUCCAAUUUAUAUAAUUUUUGGAUUUUUACCUUAAAUAGUUUGUAUUAUAUAUUAUAUGUUAUUAAUUGAAUAGUUAUGCAUAGUUUAGUUUUGGUAUAUGUUGUAAAAUCCGAAGUGAAAUCACAGCUGAUAACAUAAUGAACGAACAGCCGCAGAAUAUUCAUUAUGCUUCAGUAGUACGGACCGUUGAUCAACAGAAAAAGUGGUAGACAAUGUUCAUGCUCCAAAAUAUCUCUCACUACUGUUAUAUCUAUUAUUUGACCACUAUCAAGCAAAUAUGCUUCUCUCUAGUAAUAUAAAGAAAA
Molecule: messenger RNA, 2705 nt
Organism: Bactrocera oleae (olive fruit fly)
Lineage: Eukaryota; Metazoa; Arthropoda; Insecta; Diptera; Tephritidae
Product: protein rolling stone
Cellular component (GO): membrane
Source: RefSeq, a predicted model, not a curated record